AGCUGGGCUGGUUUUGGGGAGCUGGGCGUGUUUCAGGGAGCUGGGAGCAAAACCCAUGUGAGCUGUGCGGAGGCAGGGAGGGUGGGGAGGGUCCGGCCCCCUCCUCACCCACCCCAUGGCUGCUGAGAGCGUUGAGCCAGGCUGGCCGGUUACAAGGAGCCACGGGCUCUUCCGAGCCUCCCAGGGACCAUGGCAGCGCCAUUCGCAAAGGGCUGGCGGAGGAAGAUGUCACAUUAAUAAAUAUAGCGGGUGCUAGCGGCAAGAUGCCGGGUUAGAGGGGCAGCAUCAAUCAUCUGAGCCCUCGCUGCAAAGGGAUCUCCCGUCGGCACAGGGGCACAGAGUUGUGGCUGCCCCCCGUCACCCCUUGCCCCUGCACCCCACCACCGGCAUGCACCCAGCCCACCUGCCCUUGCCUGGGCCAUGCCAGGGAGGCUCAACUCCAGGAAACCUGUUCUCUAUUUAAAUAAGAUAACAUAUAUUAAAACCGCCAAAUCUUGGCGAGCUGACAGCGUCUGUCUAAAUAUUUAUCCCUCUUCCGAUCAGGCGCUGUGUUCCCAUGACAGCAUGAUUAGCACUUUGCAUAUUUAUGGCCUUUCUGGGUGCUGGGCUCCCCGCGCCUGUCUGCCCCAUGCCUGGGGGGCCGUGGAGCCCCCCCCAUCUUCCCACCCACCCGGCAGAGGUGAGCCCUGGGCCGGCAGCUGUCCCAGCCUGGCACAUCCCUGCUGGGCUGUGUUGGAGCUGUCAGGAGCAUCCAGGGCCGGGCAGGAUGGAAAUGCAGCGGGGACGGGCAGGACAGGGAGCGGGUGCUGCGUUUGUCCCCCACAGCACAGGAGGUGCAGCGCUGAGGAUGAGGCAUCUUGUCCAUGCAGAGACGCAAGCACAGGGGACAGCAUGGGCAUGACCUGCCCCAAAAGCAGAGUCCUGCUCUGCCUCCUGUGCACGAGCACCAGGGGACUGGGUACCCAUGGGUGCCGGGCGAUGGGGAUGGAGCAGGGAUGCUCCGGCUCCCUCCCGCACAGUGCUGCCCUGCCCCACGACGUGGCCUUGCUGGGACUUCAUGCUCUGGGGACAGCACAUCCCACGCUGGCUCUGCAGGACGUGCCAGGGGUCCCGGCUGCCGCAUCCCCCCUGCGCCCCAUGGCAGCGUGCGGGAGGAGCGUGUCAGGAGGGAUUAGGGCUAGGUCUAGGAAAAGGGCUAAUUCAGAGCCGGAGGCACAGGGUGGCUCAGCACGGCUCUUCCCCUGGUGCCACUGCUCUGGCAACACAAACAAAACCCUCACGAUCAGCUGAGCUGCUUGUGCACCGGCAGCCACCAAAAUCUGCUUUUCAGUUCUCAAAUCUGGCAACGCUGAAUUUAACCCUGAACUUUGGCGCAUUUAGGUGGCAUCUCACUGAAAGGGCUGGUGGCAGCUGCCCGGGUCCUGACAGUGGCUGGGGGUGUUGAUACGCUACCUCAUCCCUGCCUCGCCACACGCGCUCGGGUUGGUAAAAAAGGAGAAAAAAGGGCAGAAAUGGUGCUAGCGCUUCUCGUGUACAGCUUCCGAGAGGAUUCGUGCUGCCUCCUGCCUGUUGUGCUCUGGGCACCGUGGGAGACGUGCCACCUGCAGCAGGGUAGCUCUGGGCUCCUGGGGUGGGAGCAGGCGUCACUGCGGGUCCCUUGUCACCUGGGAGCAGUGCUGCGGGUGAGGAGGAGCCCCGAGGGGGCUGCAGGAGCGGGGGACACAGAGUGUGCUUGGUGUUCCCCCCUGCUGUGGUGCUUUCCCAGGGGGUUGUGUUGGGGCUGCAGAGGUGGGUGGCUCCAUGGGGCUCGUGGGAGCGGUGCCCCCCGGUCACAGCGGUGCCCCCAGUGCUGUGCUCGCCGGGGUCUGGCCUGGCUGAGCAUCUCCUGCUGCAGCUGCGGUGCUGGCUGCAUGGAACGCUGCUGUGGGUCUUGGUGUUGGGGCUGGUCACGCGCCAGCUGGUAUAAAUCUCUGCACAAUCCCUCAAGCUGUAGCCAUGGGGGGGCUGGGGAAGGGGCACCUGCUGCCUCCUGCUCCACAGAGACUGCCUUUGGCUUGGGCUCACUUUCAUCUAAAUUGGUAGAUCCCCAUCUCAGGAGUUCUCAAAAUUGGUUUAGGAAAAGAAGACUUCAAAUGUAUUUUAUUAAUCUUAAUUGUGACAACUCUUUGACACGAGCUCUUCCCUGCACCCCGCAUGGCCUGUCCUACAUGUCCCGUGAGGGAUCAAACAUCGGUUUAACCAGACCAGCCUUCCCCCGCACGGCGCGGUGCGGCAUCUCACAGCCCCCGGCAGCGGCAGCACCAGCAAUCCUGCUCUCAUCCCUCUUCCCCUCUGCGGGGAAAGCGGCAGCUCUUCUCGCCGGGCUCAGACCCCAGGCAGCCGGACCCCACCGUGCUCCUGCCCUGGUUGUUUUCCGUCGGGCGAAGCAGCUCGUGCCCCUUCCCCUCCACGGUGCCGGGUGGGACUCCCCUCCCCCGGGCAGAUGCUGCGAGCUGCGCAUAGCAAGCGUGUGCCCAUCCCUGCAGGUGCUGGGGGGGUCCGGGCUGUUGCCCUCGCCCCAGCGGUGCCUGUGGCCGUGCCGGUGCCCAUCCCCAGGGCAGCAUUGCCCAUUGCCAGCAUGUGCCCGGGUGGUCCCCAGUCACCUCUCCUCUGUCCGCAGGGGCAUUGCCUCCCGUGCCUGGCCCCGUGAUGCCACCCCACCCAGCUGCCCAGUGACACAGCCCUUGUCUUGGAGGUGACCCAGCGGCUCGAGGGGAGCCCCCGGCAGGGACCUGCCCCUGCAGCCACCGCCUUGUUUGCUCCUGCGCUGGCGGAGCCCGAGGAGGCUGCGCCCGUGCAGGCAGAGGCAAAGGCAGGUCUGGCCACUAGCCCCUGGGCUUGGGCACAUGAGAGAUGGCCUUCCAGCGGAGCCACAGGCUGAACCUGCUGCGCCUCGUCGUGCUGCUCCUCGUGGCCUUGGCCGGCAUCAAGUUUCUCUUCCGCGACAGCUUUACCCUGGAGCUGCACAAGCACGUCAGCAAGGACAGUGGCUUCUGGGGGGACGUGGGUGAUACCGGCCAGGACACCGGCCCCCAGAGCCAGGCUCUGGACCUCUCCGUGGCAAAGAUAACGGCCCCGAGGCAAGAUCCUGGGCAGCAGGUCUCCAGGGAUGUCAGCGCCACCGAGAUGAGGCUGGUCCACCUGGACCUCAAGGGAGCUGCGCCCAGGGUCUCCUACCUGGAGCAGGUGUUCCCCCUCCUGUCCCAGCUGGGAGCCAACGGCAUCCUCAUCGAGUACGAGGACAUGUUCCCCUUCAAGGGGGAGCUGGAAAUCCUCAAGUCCCCAUACGCUUACAGUGAGGAUGACAUCGAGCGGAUCCAGCAGCUGGCAGAGCUCCACAAGCUGGAGGUGGUUCCCCUGGUGCAGACCUUUGGGCACGUGGAGUUCAUCCUCAAGCACGAGAAGUACCAGCACCUGCGGGAGGUCGAGCGCUUCCCCAACAGCUUCAACCCCCACGUCCCCGACACCCUGGCCCUGCUCAAGAGCAUCUUGUCGCAGGUGAUCGAGAAGCACAGGCGCUCCACCUGGAUCCACAUCGGCGCGGACGAGGUCUUCCAUCUCGGGGAGGGGAUGGACUCCAAGAACUGGAUGAGCCGCAACAAGGGUGACACGGGGACCAUGUACCUGAAGCACAUCAAGGAGGUGCUGGGCUUCAUCACCACGCAGUACUGGGGGCUGCGGGUGCUCAUGUGGGACGACAUGCUGAGGAAGAUCAGCGUGGGAGCCCUGCAGGAGUCCGGGAUAGCAAAGCACGUCUCACCCAUGGUGUGGUUCUAUGCACCCGACUUCGAGGCUGAGCAGAUCGGGCCAUUCCUCGCCAAGUACGCAGAGAGCGGCUUUGAGGCGGUGUGGUUUGCCAGCGCCUUCAAGGGCACCACGGGACCGGCGCAGACCUGGCCUCCCCUGAGCUACCACCUGAAAAACCACCUGAGCUGGCUGAAGGUGAUGCAGGCCCUGCCACAGCUGGCCCCGCUGCGCUUCCAGGGCAUCGUCCUCACCGGCUGGCAGAGGUACGAUCACUACUCGGUGCUCUGCGAGCUGCUGCCCGUCGGCAUCCCCUCCCUGGCCGUCUGCCUGCAGACCCUGGUGAACGGGGGCUUCACGGAAGAGACGAAGAGGAAGGUCCUGGACGCGCUGGGCUUCCAGAGCAUGCAGCUGGAGCAGAGCACGUGCGAGGGCAGGGGAGCGUUCCCCGGCGUGGAGAUCUACCACAUGGUCGAGCAGGUUAAUGGCCACCUGAAGGAGAGCAUCCUUAAGGCCCUGGAGGAGGAGAGCGCCAUCAAGGGCUGGUUUAGCCCCUAUCACCGGAAGCGCCAAUUCGGCAACCCCCGCAACAUGGAGAGCUUCGGCAGCAAGGUGCUGAAGCUCCAUGAGGACUGGGAGAGCUUCGUCCGUGACCUGCGCGCCCACCUGGAGAGGGUCUACUUCCCUGACACGGUGGAGGAGUGGAUGGAGGAGAACAUCAACCCCUACCUGGACCAGCUGCGGGACCUGGUGCGCGACUACCGAGCCAUCAUCCGCCUCAACGCCAGGCCCAAGGCGACGUAGGGGUCGCGGCCCCCCCCCAGCUCCCUCUGCCCCCCUAGGGUGGGCUUCGGGUGCCACCGUCGCAUGUCUGUCUGCUGGUGACCGCAUUGCUGCCGUUGGUUUGUACUGUACAGAGCUCCUGCACAUCCCACUUCCACAAUAAAGUAUUUUUGUAGA
Molecule: messenger RNA, 4743 nt
Organism: Aquila chrysaetos chrysaetos
Lineage: Eukaryota; Metazoa; Chordata; Aves; Accipitriformes; Accipitridae
Product: hexosaminidase D-like
Exons: 14
Coding region: 2893-4587 (564 amino acids)
Biological process (GO): carbohydrate metabolic process
Molecular function (GO): hexosaminidase activity
Source: RefSeq, a predicted model, not a curated record